AAAUGUACACUAAACGAGCAGAAUAAAAUAGAAACAUGUGAUAAAGUAUAUCUUGAAGAAUUUACGAAAGAUACUGAUUUGCAAUCACUUUUAAUAAUGAUGACUGUAACUUCAAAUUACAGUGAACCAAAUGAUGAGAUACAUUCUCACGACAGUGAUGCAUACAGAGAUUUAAAAGAAAAUACGGUACAUCCGAACAGUAAUAACAUACAGGAGAGCGCUGAAGAUAUCAUCUUAGAAAAAAACUCAAUUGGUGAUAUAUUAAAAAUAAAACCGCUAAUUGAAAACCGUGAAAUAGUGUUAUGUAAAAAAUAUUUACGAAAAUGGAAAGAAUACGUCAAGAUGAAAGCAGAAAAUAUGAUUAACCGACACAGAAAACAAACUCUGAACAUGUUUCUUGGUAAAAUUAGUAAAGCAAAACAUAAUAUACUUACUGAAACGGCAGAGCCUACACACCUACACAAAGCAAAAGUUCAGUUACGUGAUUAUAAUAGUUAUCAACACAGGUAUAAGGUUCAAAAAAAUAUAAUUGCAUUACAAAAGGCCAAACUAGAGCAGCAAAAUAAAUUGAUAGAAGAGCUUAAGUACAACAAAAUAAUCGAAGCUUCCAAACAUUCGAUAGACACCAUGAAAGAAGAAGUUAGAAAAACUUAUUACGAAAUUGAUAAACAUUUAAAACCGAAAAUCAAAUUGUUAACCAAUGAGCUUAAUAUCAAAGAAAUCGAAGAGCCGUCUUUGGUAUUGCACUGUCUUAAAGUGCCUCAAUUUUUGCAAAGAAUGGAAGCCAGAGCCCGUAAAAGAGAAGAGAAACAUGCAAUAAUUAGAGAGAGAAGAAAACAAAUUGAAGAAGAAAAAAUACGACUUAAACAGCAGGCGGAACUAGAGAAGGUUGAAAUGGAUAGAGAAGAAAAACUAAAAAGAAUGAAAGAAUUGAAAGAAAAACGUAAAAAGGAAAAGAUAGAAAAUAUAAGAAAAAAGCAACACGCAGAACGAUUAAGAGCUUUAACUGUAAUGGCCGACUUACAUUACGAAAAAAGUUUAAUGUUGAAAUAUGGACUACGGCCAUUUCAACUGUUAAUUCAAAUAAAGAAGGAAAAUGUUGAAAAAGCGCGUGCGCAUUAUAAGUUCCAGAUAAAGAAAAAUAUUUUUUUAAAUUGGAUGUUUUAUACAGAAGAUAUGUGGUUUGAAAGAAACUACUUAGCCGAAGCAUUUUAUAGAAAAACAAUUUUAACGCGAACUUGGAACGCUUUAAAAGAGAACCAUUAUAAAUACAUCUUAAAAAAACAAGUUGCUGAAGACUACUACGAUUUGUACGUAACGCAGUUAACAUUUCGGAUGUUCCGUCAAUACGUAAAAAUCACGAAAGAAGAGUUUUCAAUGAAAUGGACGAAGGCGGUGAAUUAUCACAAUUGUAAUCUUCUAUUCAAGACGUUCACAUGCUGGAGGACAUUGCCGGCGCUAAAUGCUUUACAACGUGAACAGGAAGUGAGGAAGUUGAAAUGGCGACAGAAAGUGUUACAAGUAGUACCUGAUUACAAACCACCGGACGAUUAAUUCUAUAUAUAUAUAUAUAUAUAU
Messenger RNA from Zerene cesonia (dogface butterfly), 1578 nucleotides. Its product is annotated as coiled-coil domain-containing protein 191. Bases 97 to 1554 code for a protein of 485 amino acids. Lineage: Eukaryota; Metazoa; Arthropoda; Insecta; Lepidoptera; Pieridae. Gene Ontology annotation, molecular function: phosphatase binding. The record is from RefSeq and is a predicted model, not a curated record. The transcript is spliced from 6 exons.